Oncorhynchus mykiss (rainbow trout) is the source of this 3811-nucleotide messenger RNA. It is a transcript of the gene wipf1b, whose product is annotated as WAS/WASL interacting protein family, member 1b. The record is from RefSeq and is a predicted model, not a curated record. Gene Ontology annotation, molecular function: actin binding. Gene Ontology annotation, biological process: actin filament-based movement. Gene Ontology annotation, cellular component: actin filament. NCBI's taxonomy places the organism in Eukaryota, Metazoa, Chordata, Actinopteri, Salmoniformes, Salmonidae.
CUCUGUCUCUCUAUCUCUCUCUGUCUCCCUCUCUCUCUCUCUCUCUCUCUCUGUCAGUUCAUGACACAGCAAGUUGAGGAAGUGAAAUACAGUAACAUGGGGUUGGACUAAAUGUGGAACUGUGACUUCUCUAAUGUGUAAAGAGUGCUAGGAAGGGAACCAAAUUAAGGAAGCUACCACCUAUCGCUGUAACUCUGUGUACCGUUUCUUUGCCUGUUUUCUGGAAGAAUGAUUUCGAGAGCUACCUAAGAGAGUGAAUUUGCAGUCACCUUUUUGGGCACAACUUCUGGGUGAAGCUGUAGAAGAAUAACUGAAGAGAGAGAGAUAAGAUGCCUCCUCCCCCGCCACCCCCUGCCCCUCCCCCACCCCCAACCUUCGCUGUGGCAAAUACACAGAAGCCAUCACUCAGCAAGAACGAAGCACAAGGAAGAAACGCCUUACUGUCUGAUAUCGGAAAAGGUGCUCGCCUGAAGAAGGCCGUGACCAAUGACAGGAGUCAACCCGUCAUUGACAAACCCAAAGGUGGAGGAGGAGGAGGAGGAGGAGGAGGUGGCGGAGGAGGAGGAGGUGGCGGCGGCGGCGGAGGAGGAGGAGGACCAGUACUAGGAGGUCUCUUUGCAGGAGGCAUGCCCAAGCUUCGGUCCUCAGGAGGGAACAGUAACGGAGGCCCUAGGCCCCCCAUGGUACCUCCAGGAGGCCGUUCCUCAGGCCCCAGACCGUUUGGUGGUGGGGGCCCCUCCGCUGGCCCUCCACGGUUCUCAGGGGCCCCAGCCUUUCCCCGGAGCAGCGCCCCCGACCUCCCCAGGGGACGGGCAGGCCCCCCGCGACCAGAGACCCCUGGCGGACCCCCUCCCCCAAUCCCCAACACCCCACGGCCCAACCAGAACUUCCAGAGCCGAGGGACCCCACCUGUUCCAGGAGGAGCCCGGAUCCCCAGCUCAGCCCCAGCACCUCCACCCCCCAACCUUGCAGGCAGACACCAAGGCUUGCCCCCUCCCCCUGGCCCUAUAGGGGCCCCGUCUGGGCCAAAACCCUCCUUUGGGGCCCCUCCGGUUCCCAGUAGUGGACGUCCCCCUCUACCCCCAGCCCCCCACCCUGGCAGACCCUCAGAGGACCCCUGGCCCCCACCCCCACCCCUGGGGGGCCACCGGUCCUCCAUAUCCAAAGAUGGACCACCGCCACCAUCUUUCAACUCCAAGCCCCCCAGCUCGUCUUCCUCUCGGCCCUCCAUCGGCGGUGGUGGAGCUCCCCCUCUCCCUCCUGGCAGACCGGGCCCUCCACUGUUGCCCCCAACGCCUGCGGGAGGAGACGAACACACCCCCAGACUACCACAGAGGAACAUUUCACUCAACUCGCCGGCGCCGCCACCUGGCCGGUCAGGACCACUGCCACCCCCUCCCAGUGAGAGGCCGCCCCCUCUGGGUAAAAACCCCCCAGGACGGACGGGCCCGCUCCCUCCCCCUCCCUCCUCAGGUCCACGUGGAGGCAGUAUAAGGUCAUCUCCUGUCCCCCCACCUCCUAACCGCCCGGGAGCAGAGCCCCCCCGUGGGGGACAACGGCCCCCGCUCCCACCAGACCGACCGGGAAUAGGAGGCCCUCCUCCCCCCAUGGGCAACGGCUUCCAGAACUCCCAUCACCAACACAUUGAUGAGUGGGAGGCCCGGUUCCAGUUCCACCCUGUCUCAGACCUCCCUGUCCCAGAGCCUUACGUGUCCUGUCAGAAGACAUACCCCAGCAAGUUGUCCAAGACUGACGGCAGAGGUUCAGAUAAAAAGUCCAGGGGUGCCCCCCCACUACCCCCUAUCCCCAGGUGAAGCGCUCGUUUUUGGGAUGUCUCCUCUCCCCUCCUUCCCUUCCCUCCCCUCCCCUCCUCUCCCUCCCUCCCUUCCCUCCCCUCCUCUCCCUCAGAGUACAUGGAUGUAAGUAUGUCACUCCCACUGCCUCUGUCCAUGAGGCUUAUAUAGCACCUCCAUGGAAGGACCAUAUUUGCAGUGGGACUCACGCAACCAUGUGUUUCUGCCUGGAGUUGACAGAAUAUUCUCAUUUAACGAACAGCACUCCAAACCAACCAAAGUCGCAACAGAGGCUUGUUUUAUAGGCUAUGCAUUUGGUUUUGCUCCACUAUGUAGUGUUGAAACUGUAUACUUUUGUUUUCAUUUUUCACUGUGCCUUUUUUGUUUUUCAAUUCCCGGAUUGUUAUGAAGGAUCUUUAUGAGAUUUGAGGGAAACAGUCGUGUCGGAUGCUGUGCCUGUCUUCGCCAAAGAGCAACCGAACUAUAGCAUAUCAGUUACAUUAUUCUAACCAUCGAAGGGUACUUCUCCAUACAGUUCAUGUGCAGUUCACGGCCAUGUCUUGACCUUUGUUUCUACACGGUAGAGACAAAAUGGACGCUUGUGUGUUACAGUAUGCGUUGAUUGAACUUUAGGUGAAAAUUGAAUGUUUUUCUUUAUGUCUUGAAAGAAAAAAGAACGUCACUCAUGACAGUUGUUAGUUUAAUUUUGUAUGAUUUGAGUUGUCGGGAAGGAUUAUUUGUUUUUAUUUUCUAAAGUUAUCUAUUUGACUAUUUUUCUUCUACACAGUUACAGUAUUAUCUUCUGCUUCUGUACUACAGCUCUGGGACGUCUCCGCUACUUGAUAUUAACAUCAAGCUUGUCUCAGAACCACGUGCAGAGAGACAAUCUAAUAUUUGACCUAUGAAAGUAAAUCAUUCACAUGUAUUAAAAUGUUACAUACAUGAUCCUGAAGUUAUGAUAUGAAUGAGCUUUGCUCAUAGAAUUUGCAAGUGUUUAAUGUAUGCAAGGAGGAUGUGAAUAUGGAUCAAAAUAUGCUGGCUGUAGGCUGAUGUGUGAGAGAAAAGUGCUAUGUUUGGCCUCAUUGUUUUCUCUGUUCUGUAAAGACGAUAAUAUGCAUUUCUGAAUAGAGAAUGGGGGUGAAUGGCAGGAGCACGUGUGUUUGACCAAAGACAAUCGGCUGCACUAGGACGUAGUCUCUUCCCACAGAGGCGGUGUCUCAGAUACAACUUGCAUUGGAGACUACCUAGGACCAAACAGACAGAAACAUCCAGCAGAAAUGGAACGUUUUAAAAAGAGGACCAGUAAAGUUGUGUGUUAGUUCCUCCUCAGGUGACAGACAUAAUGAAUGACGGUCCUCAUGGGGACAUUUUUCUUUCAGUCUUCUUUCAGAAUGUAUUCUGUCUCUUGUUCCCUAGUUAUCUCUGUUAACCCAGAAGUCAAAUACAGCGUAGUUGGGUCAGCUACACGCAGAAACUGCCCACGGGAGAUUAGUUCCCUAGUUAUCUCUGUUAACCCAGAAGUCAAAUACAGCUUAGUUGGGUCAGCUACACGCAGAAACUGCCCACGGGAGAUUAGUUCCCUAGUUAUCUCUGUUAACCCAGAAGUCAAAUAUAGCGUAGUUGGGUCAGCUACACGCAGAAACUGCCCACGGGAGAUUAGUUCCCUAGUUAUCUCUGUUAACCCAGAAGUCAAAUAUAGCGUAGUUGGGUCAGCUACACGCAGAAACUGCCCACGGGAGAUUAGUUCCCUAGUUAUCUCUGUUAACCCAGAAGUCAAAUACAGCGUAGUUGGGUCAGCUACACGCAGAAACUGCCCACGGGAGAUUAGUUCCCUAUGAAAUUUACAAUGGUACUGCAGAGUGCUUUAUGCACUUUGGCUUCAAGGGAACUUAUAAAUGAUUAUUAUUUUUGCUUUUGUUUCUGCCUUUUUGAGUGUAUUUUCUUCCUGAUGCUUUUUAAUGUAGAACAAAGCAAACUAUUUCCAAAUGGAUUUUCUAAAUAAAGCAAAUAAAGUUGGA